Messenger RNA from Mauremys mutica (yellowpond turtle), 4135 nucleotides. RefSeq names its product troponin I2, fast skeletal type (gene TNNI2). Gene Ontology annotation, biological process: muscle contraction. The coding region runs from base 2947 to 3789 and encodes 280 amino acids. The transcript has 7 exons. The record is from RefSeq and is a predicted model, not a curated record. Gene Ontology annotation, cellular component: troponin complex. NCBI's taxonomy places the organism in Eukaryota, Metazoa, Chordata, Testudines, Geoemydidae.
UUUGCUGAUACAGACUAACACGGCUACCGCUCUGAAACCUGUAAAAGCCAAGUUUGUCUUCACAUAUUUUCAUGUGACUGUCCACUGGGCUUGACUGGAGGGGAGUGCCAUUUGCAUGGAGUUUUAGUGUGAGUCUCUUUUUAAAGUAAACUUGACUUGCAGUACUAUUCAGCAAUUGAGUUGUGCUUCUGUGUAGCAGAGAAGCUCUGAUAGCAGGGGCUUUCUUUGUGACUCAUCUGCACAGAGUCUAGUUUACAUGGGGCCCUGAUCCUUGAUCUUCCUAGGUACUGCCAUAAUAGAAAAAAUAGUGCAAAGGAAAAGAAUCCCCUCCCCCACAAAGAGAGAACUUCCUGGCCAAGGUUAUGAAAACAGGGAUGUAAUUUUACACACGUGCUUGCUCAGAAUGAGAGUGGCAGUACCAAGAGCACAUAAUAGUGUGCGUCUCCUUCCUCCCAUCAGCAAGAGGCCUCUGAUGAGCUAAAAAUCUGAUGUAUUUCCAAGAGCCCUGAGGUGGAUUACAGCCAUGGGGUCAGAUCCUCAGCUGGUGUAAAUUGGCAAAGGUCCAUUGACCAGUGGAGCUGCACCGGUUUACAACCGCUGAUGGUCUAGUUCCUGAUGUUACAGAAUCGCUCCUUCUCACCUCUAUCCCACAAAAAGGUUGCUGGGAAGGGGAAGGGGGCUGUUGCCAUUGAAAAUUUCACUUCUUGCGAGGGGCAAAACUCAUUUGCUGCUAAGGUGAAAAAUUGGCCCUUCACACUCUGGGCUUUCUGUUUCUCUGCCAUGCUGCAGGCAACAGCAUCUGUGGCUGCUCUGAUGCUAGAAGGUAGCAGAACAGGAAGUCUGCAGCAGUGAGCCUGCUGCUAAAGGCUUACUUAUUUUAAAGAUGAUGCCAGAGCUGACGUUGUUUUGGCCUUGAAACACCAGUGGAGUUGGAGUGUGAGGGGGGAGCUGAGUGAGGUAGAGCAGGUACGGGAAUGGGAAUCUAGGACCCUGAUUUCUAAUUCUUUGUGACCCUGGGCAAGUCACUUCACCUCUGUGUAUCUCUGUUUCCUCAUCUGUAACAUGAAGACUCUGACACUAGUCCUCCUUUUUAAUGUGCUUUGCGAUCGAUGGGUGAGGAGUGCUAAGGAGCAGAAUGAAAUCCUGACCUCAUUAGAGUUGGGAAGAAUAUUGCUAGUUUCUUCGCCGGGGCUAGUAUUCUAAUGCCUCUCCUCCCACCCCUCUGUUUCCCACAGUGCAGUGCAGUUCAGUUCUGCCAUACUCACACCCUCCCUUGGGCUGCUAGAGAUAAAAACUGUCUCCGUUUUGAUGCCCACAGCAGACUACCUGAAAAAAGACAGUAACAGUCCUGUCCAUGCUGUGUUGCCAAAAGCAUGAUAAUUUCUUCCAACGUGGGAAUUUGACCAAUAACGUGUGUGUGCUUGCGUUGCUAGAAGAGAUCUGCAAGAGAUAGCUCUUUGGGGCCCUUGAACACACUCACCAUUGUGAACGUGGAUGAAUUCAGCCAGCCACAAGCUUGCUACUGAGAUGAGCCCCCAGAACUACUGAAAUAUCUUUAUUUUCUCCGGUACAGGUUGGGAUUAUUCAUUUUCUAAAACUAUAAAGGAUGGGUUUUAUUUAACCCCCUCUUUGGUUUACUUUUUAAAAAUGCUUCUCAUUGUGUUGAAGCACCAUGUGCAGAAGGGAUGGAGGGCUUGUCAAUUUUGAUCAUGUGAAAUUGAAGGUGAAAUGAACUUAUGAUCACAUAGUACGCUUGGGGACCACUGUUUCACAUGCUGCAACUGCAGGGAGCCAAGAAGGGGAGAUGGUAGUUGGGAGUGAAUGUAAACUGCAGGCUUCUUAGGCCAUGUCUACACUACAAACUUUUGCUGACUCCUCAAGGCCGCAACAGCUGCCGAUAAAACCCACAGGGGUGCCAUUGUCCAUAUGGUCACAAUGGAAAGUGAAAGUUCAGGUUCAGAACUUCCUUCCCUGGCUCCCCUAAAGUUUUAAGCAAGACAUGCUUAUUGACACUUCUGUUUCAGAGUGCUCACAGGACCAGCCGUGGUGAGUGUGGCCUGCUGGGGUGAGGGAAAUGAGGAAGGAAUUGCUCGGUUGCAUGUAAGUAGAUGUGGGAAUCUAGGGCAGUGGCAAUGAAUGCUAGCACCUUUCUCCACAGGUGGUGGUGAUUUUAGCUGAUCUCUGACUCCUGAGGGUAAUAAAGGCACAGAGAACACAGUUGCUGUUGGAGUUCCAAAGCCAGCUGGGUCUGUACACUGCUAGCCUGUGUAUUGCAAUGGUGCCUGCCAAAGUUAUCACCAAUGGGUGUGGGAAAGUGUCUCACAACGGAGGAAGAAAUAAGGCAGCCGUCUCUAGAAGCCUUCAGGAGAGGAUUGCAGAGUUCCUGCGUGAAAGUUAUAUUAAGAUCUCUCAGGAAGAUUCAAGGGACAUCCCUGUGUAUGUAAACAAACUGCUCCGCAUGGUCCCCCAUGCCUACCUCUACAGGGGAAUAUAAAGCAGAUAACUCUACCUGUCUCUGCUGUACCGCUACCUCUUCUAGUCUGCGUAAAGUCAUGAAAAGUUGAUAGCUGUGCCCUGUUAAGUAGGGGGAGUACUGUCAGUACAUCCUUGUAAUGGGGAAUAAAUUUGCACACUUAUCUGAGCUUCCUACCCCUGCAAUGGGCUUAUCUCUGCUUGACUGCCUGGACUGCAGUGGAGCCUCAAACAAGUCCUGGCUCAUGGCAUAGGUGGAACCCCCCCAGUUGCAGGUCCCCCAUCCUCCUUUUUCCUCCUGCUCAUCCUCAUUGUUCAUAGCAGGGGCCUGUGACUUGGGCUCCUCAGAGGUAUCCACAGUGGUGUGCAGGGUUGUGUUUGGGUCUCUGCCAAGGAUGGCAGGCAGCUCUUUGUAAAAGUGUCAGGUCUGUGGCUUGGCACUGGAUUGAUGGUUGGCCUUCCUGACCGCCUGGUAUGCCUGCGCAGUUCUUUCUCUUCCAGGCGGCACUGCUGCUGGUUCCUGUCGUACCCCUUCUCUUGCAUCCCCCGUGCAAUCUGCUCGUAGAUGUCAACAUUCCUAUGGUUGGUGUGGAGCUGUGCCUCCACAACCCCUUCUCCCCACAGGCCCAGAAGAUCCCAUAUCUCCUGUCUACUCCAGGUCGGAGUGCAUCUGGAGCAUGUAGCUGUCGUGGUGCACACAACAAUGGAGAGCUGCUAAGUGUGCUCACCAAGCUCAGCAAUCAGGAAAAGGUCCUAAAUCCACUAAACCAAGAUGUCAGAAAAAGGAAGAGGGCAAUCACUGCCCGCCGGCAGCAUCUGAAGAGUGUUAUGCUCCAGAUUGCUGCUACUCUCCUAGAGAAAGAAACAGCAGCUAAAGAAGCAGAAAAGGCCAAUUACCUUGCCGAGCACUGUCCUCCUUUGUCACUCCCGCACUCCAUGCAGGAGUUGCAGGACCUAUGCAGAAAGCUUCAUGCCAAGGUAGAGGUGGUGGAUGAAGAAAGAUAUGACACUGAGGCUAAGUUACAGAAAACCACCAAAGAGCUUGAAGACUUGAGCCAGAAACUGUUUGACCUGAGGGGCAAGUUCAAGAGGCCACCCCUGCGUAGGGUCCGCAUGUCUGCUGACGCUAUGCUGCGUGCCCUGCUGGGCUCCAAACACAAGGUCUGCAUGGACCUUCGCGCUAACCUGAAGCAGGUCAAGAAGGAGGACACUGAGAAGGAGAAGGAUCUGCGUGAUGUGGGUGACUGGAGGAAGAACAUCGAGGAGAAGUCUGGCAUGGAGGGCAGGAAGAAGAUGUUUGAGACUAGUGAAUCCUAAAUUCCACACAGCUGUUAACUCUAAUCCUGGUAUCUAGUCAAUUUCCAAAUUUCUCCUCCUCCAUCUCUCCUGCCACCUAUUUUUCAAACCAGCUCUCUAGCAGUGUUGUUUAGGGCUAAACUUCCUGAGCCCAGGGUCACAUUUCACAAAGCCAUCCAAGACACAAGACCUACUUUCAGCCCCACCCCCUACUGUUGCUAUAGAAACAACUGUCCUAAAUCAUGCAAUGUCAUAACUACAUUUGAAACAAUGCUAGUGACAUUAACUGAAAUCAAAUGCAGUUUAACCCUGUAAUUUUGUAGGCUCUGGUGUAUCAAAGUGAUCCUUAACUGUGUAAAUAAAGCUU